CGAUCUGCGUGGAUUUUCAUAGGUCCCACCUCUCCCCAUGGCGACGCCAUCCAUGGCGGCGAAUGCACGCCGAGACGGGCGUCAGGGCAACCAGCUGCGCCCGCCCGCCAUGGACCUGCGCCCGCUGCUGCGCGCGGACGGCUCCGCGCGGUUCCGCUUCGGGGACUCCGCGGUGGUGGCGGCGGUCUUCGGGCCCCGCGAGCCUCGGUCUCGGCACCGGGAACUCUUCGACCGCGCCACGCUGGAGAUCGUGGUGCGGCCUGCUGUCGGCAUCCCUGGACCCAAGGAGCGGCAGAUGGAGGCACAUCUGGCGAGACAGCUCGAGCACGUGGUCCUUAGUACCGAGUACCCGCGCACCCAGAUCUCAGUGGUGGUGCAGCUUAGCAGCUGCGACGGCUCGGUGGCGGCCUGCGCCGCCAACGCCGCGGCGCUGGCGCUGCUGGACGCCGGGGUGGCCAUGCGCGCCACCGCGCUCAGCGUGGCCGUGGCGGUGAAGCAAACCGGGGGAUCUCCGGUGCUAUGGCUGGACCCCACUGCAGCGGAGGAGGCGCAGUGUGAGUCCUUGGUGACAUUAGCCGUGGACAGCAGCCGGAACCAGCUGGUCUCCAACAUCUCCUCGGGCGCGGCCUUGGAUGCCGCCACCUGGGCCUCCUGCAUCGAAGCCGGGGCCAAAUCAUGCAAGGUACUUGAGGCCUUCAUGCGUAUGAGCCUCCAGAAGCGCCUGGAGACAUUCCUGAAGCCCAGCUGAGCCUGUUACCCCAUGUGGGGUUAUUUGUUGGGCCCGACUUCCUUGUGGCACAUUUCGAGUUGCCUCACAAACCCCCAAAAUAGGAAACAUGCGA
This is a messenger RNA of Effrenium voratum, 842 nucleotides long. The record is from the annotation of a GenBank genome assembly. Lineage: Eukaryota; Dinophyceae; Suessiales; Symbiodiniaceae.